GGAAAAGCUUACUGCUCAUGCGCGGCUAUAGGCUGCAGCAGUGGGCACUGGGCAGCAGCAGUGACUAGACAAGCGCUUUAUCCGACACAAGCAGAGCACAGGUGCCGAACAACCUAGCAAAAUGCUCUUUUAAAUAAUCGCACGUCUCAUCCCGAAACCAGAGAUGUGAUGAAGAGUGAGAGUCCAAUGUUGCAUUAGUCUCAUUGUGACAUGCUGGCCUGUCUGCCGGUAUCAAACCCCUCUCUCCAGCUUAUCUCGCACACGCAGAUGAACACUGGACUCCAGAAAUGGGACACUACACAGAGGAUGAGAUCAGCACACUAUCCUACCCCAGCAGAAUUGGAUGCCUAUGCUAAGAAAGUUGCCAAUAACCCACUGACUAUAAAAAUCUUCCCCAAUAGUGUGAAAGUACCUCAGAGGAAGCAUAUUCGCCGCACCGUCAACGGUCUCGACACCUCCAGCCAGCGCUACAGCCCCUACCCACCUCAGGUCAACACCCGGACGGGCCUCUUGGCCAUCGUCAAAGUCCCUGUCAAAGGGAUCCUCAAGGACAUCGAAGGCGGCCGAGCCCGUUUUCUCCCUAAGCUCAUCAUGAACCCGCACAGUGGGCUUUACGCCAAUCCCAGCACUUUAAAUGUUCCUCACACUGUUCCACACCUUCAGACUCCUUUAGGCCAGAAGAGUCUCGCUCAUUCUCAGGCCUUGCAGGCCCAUACGCAGUCCCUGCAGCAGAAAAGCAGUUUACAACCACAGCAGAGUCUGGCCCACCAGGAGGCUUUGCAUCAGAGCCAGGCUCACCAACCGCCAGUACCACACCACGCCCUAAACCACCAACAGACUCUCAUGCAGCAGCAGCCACAAUUGCCUGGUCCGCAAGGACUCCGGCAUCUGCCCGAUAUGGCGCAGUCUGUGAACCUGCAGCACUCCCAGGGCUUCUCUCAAUCCCAGCCCAUGCCACAGGCUUCUUGCGCCGGCCCUCCGGCCCCCGGAGUCUUACAGCCCCCCCUGGCAGGCUUACAGAUGCCACGCAAGCUGCCCGAUGCCGACGCCCCUCCCAAUGUGACUGUGUCUACCUCAACCAUCCCGCUGUCCAUGGCUGCCAGCUUACACCAGAACCGGCCCAGUGACCUGAGCAGCAUCGUCAAUCAGAUCAACCAGUUCUGCCAGGCUCGGGCUGGUAUGGGCUCUACCUCCAUGUGCAAAGGACAGAUUGCCAACCCCAGUCCCAUCAGCCGCAACCAACUCAUCAAUGCGAGCUCUCGGGUGUGCACCCAUCCCAGUGUGGGUCCUCCGCCUUCUUGUGUCCUUGGUAACUCUGACAAAGGUGGUCCUGCUCCCACUCUGCCACUGCCUGACAUCGCUGCCAUGAACAGGAUGCCUCUUUACCACAGUGAGAUGAAGCAGCAGCAAUCCCAGCCACAGUUGCCCCAGCAACAACGACAGCAGAGCCCUUGGGGGCAACACCAUUUUGCACACCUUCAGCACCUUCCUGAGGGAGCGGCUCACCAGGGCAAGAAUCUCCCCAGAGACGGUCUAGUUGGACCAGGGUUCCUCACUAAGAAUAUGGGCUACCCGCAGGAGGUGUGCAUGGCGCAUCCCUUCAACUUGAAGUCCUCUACUGAUAAACUAACUCCAUCUCCUCCGGUCAACGGGAUGCCCAUGAGUUACAGUAACAGCCACUACAUGCAGCCACCCUGGAACAACAUCCUGCCCACGCCAAACAGUGACAGCUCAGGGUCUCAAGACCUGGUGGGCCCGUUCCACGGGGGCCUCUCAGGGGCCUCCAUAGACUGCACCCCCGGAGCACAGUAUAGGACCGGGGCAGCCAUUUCCAGCCAGACAAACCUGAUGCAGACCAUGGAGUAUAUGGGUGGCGACUUCCAGGCGCCCUGCUUCCGAGCACAGAAUCCGGGCACAAUGGCAAAGAUGCAUAGAGCCUCAGUCAGCAGGGCCACAGAUUCAGAAAAACCUGUUCCAGUCAUUUCCUGUAAUGGGCGAACGCAAGCGUUGGAAAUGCAAGCUUGACUAAAAGGUUUGCAUCCAGGCUGAUGUUUUUCAAUAACAGCAGGUCUAGUUUAAGCUUUGACGGUAGGAUUCGUUGCCCAUGAAGCUGCUAUUUUAUUGCGACUACAAAAAAAGUUAUUUCUUAGAAAUGUUGUGAUAGAGUUAAGAUCUAAUUUAUAUUAUGCCUUUUUUUUGCAAUUCAAAAUUGUUAAUAAGUUGAGUGUCGGUUGACGUAAUAAGUUAUUCCAUUGGCCUGUCAACCAUGUCAUUGUAAAGCUUGGACUUUUUGUAUUUCUUUCGAUCCUCUUUUCAUGCUUUGUUACAGCUCAAGAGUACAAAGUCAGGUUACUCUUUUAAUAGUUACUAUCUCUACGUGAAGUGCCUCCUCUGGGCUGAUGUGGACCGUGUGUAUGUGACCGUUGGGAUGGACAAUGGACCAGCGCUAGUGCACAUUCCGUAGAAGUCAUGCACUGCUCACAAACGGGAGACCGAGCUACUUUAAAUACUACUGAUAUCAUUCAUUAAAAAAAAAAAAAAACACCGCCGUGUGCUGCUGCAGGUGCAAGAUCUGUUCGGAUGUGAAUAGUUGCUGCUGAAUCACUAGUUUAGGUGCGAGAGCUACGCUGCUGAACUCCCUAGUGUCCUUGAAACAUUCGAAGGAAUGCUCUGGAAAGUUCUUUGUCUUUUGGAGCACAUGCACUCCUGCCCCCAUUACCCCCCUCCCUUCCUGCCCCUCUUCCCAAAACAACACAAUGGCAGUUUUGGACUACAGGAGUGUGUGUUAAGAGUUGAGUGUGUCUCAUCUUGUUCCACCAAAGAACAAAAUGUCACUUGAAUGGUAGCAGUGCGCACCUGUUUUGUGUAACCGAAAACUGUCAUUCCAGAUACACAUUUUUUCAGGAACGUGUUGCACAAACAUUCCCCUCUAAC
Sinocyclocheilus rhinocerous is the source of this 2934-nucleotide messenger RNA. Its product is annotated as protein FAM222B-like. The transcript is spliced from 4 exons. The coding region runs from base 211 to 2025 and encodes 604 amino acids. The record is from RefSeq and is a predicted model, not a curated record. NCBI's taxonomy places the organism in Eukaryota, Metazoa, Chordata, Actinopteri, Cypriniformes, Cyprinidae.